GCAACAAGUCAAAUGAUUGGGAGCGACAAAUAAUUCCGCACAGUAUCCCAUCCUCUCAAGUGCAUCCACUCAAAAGUAAAAUUUAAUUGUGCAGCGUCAAGAAUGAGGAAUUACUUCCUCGUGAAUGUGCCAAUGGACUUCGGAUUCACGGAGUGUCUCCUCGCGGUUGUAGUGCUCCUGCUCCUCUGGUACCAAUACCUGAUAUGGAAUUACAAUUUCUGGAGAUCGAGGGGGAUUCCCGGACCCCAGCCUGUCGCCCUCUUCGGCACCAUCAAGGAUAUUUUACUGGGUAAGGAUGGCCUCGGCAGUUACUCAACAAGAAUCUACAAGGAAUACCAGAACGAACCCCUGGUCGGCAUCUACUCUCGUCGCGAACCCGUUCUAAUCGUCCGUGACCCCGACCUGAUCAAGGCCAUCCUGAUAAAGGACUUCUCCAACUUCAUGAACAGGAGUUUAGAGAUUUCAGAUAAGCACGAUCCCCUCAUGCAAAACCUAUUCUUCCUCGACGCUAAAAUAUGGCGGCCCUUGCGGACGAAGCUCACGCCCGUCUUCACCUCAGGUAAAAUCAGAGAAAUGUUCUAUCUUCUGAAAGAAUGUGGACAACAACUGGACAAUUAUCUGUCGAAGGUCGAUGGGACAGUCGUGGAAAUGCGGGGGAUCACUUCCAAGUUCACUACUGAGGUCAUUGGAAUGUGCGCUUUCGGACUGGAGGCGAAUUCUUUUGGAGAUGAGGAGAGUGCCUUCCUGAAGAUGGGGAAGAGGAUCUUUCAGGUGGACCUCAAGUACUUCUUCAAGUUCAUUUUGAGGCAGUUUGCGCCGUUUUUGUACUCAAUUUUCGGCGGAUGGUUGAAGGACUCCGUUUUGGAAGAGUUCUUUAUCAACCUCGCGAGGGAUACGAUUGAGUAUCGCGAGAAGAACAACAUAAUGAGACAUGAUUUCAUUGACUUGUUGAGGAACUUGAGGAAGGAGCCCAGUCAGAUCGGGGAUAUUGAGUUAACCGAUGAGCUGGUGGCCGCUCAGCUCACGGUUUUCUUCGUCGGGGGGUCGGAAACAUCAGCUACGACGAUCAGCAAUUGUCUCUACGAGAUGGCGAUGAACCCGGAGAUGCAGGAGAAGCUGAGGGGCGAGAUCCGAGAGGAGUUGGAGAGGAGCAAUGGGCAGAUCACUUAUGAGGGGCUCAAUGAGAUGAAGUACUUGGAUAAGUGUCUCAGUGAAACUCUGCGGAAGUAUCCGCCCGUUACUAUUAUGACGAGGAAGACGAUGGGGGAGUACAUGUUCCCGGGGACGGGGGUGAAGGUUCCAGCGGGGGUCAAGGUGUGGAUUCCAGUCUUUGCGAUUCACAGGGACGAGAAGUACUAUCCGGAGCCGAAGGUGUUUGAUCCUGAGAGGUUUGCCGAGGAGGAGGUGAGAGGGCGGGAUGGGAUGACGUUUCUGCCGUUUGGGGAAGGGCCGAGGAAUUGCAUUGGAGCUCGAUUUGGCAAAAUCCAAUCGAAAUACGGUAUCGUCAAGAUUCUCCAGAACUACACUGUUGAAGUUUGUGAUAAGACGGAUAAAGAAUACCGAGUCAACUCCAGGGCCAUGUUCCUCACUCCACUCAACGGAAUAUACUUGAAAAUCAACAGAUCUGUAAUUAUGUGAUGAACUCAUUUCAAUAAGACAAGUAUCCACUCUGUCUGGGAGCAUUUGCCAAGUGCUAAGGGGCACAUUGGGGUAUGGAAAGCUAAUCAGCGCUGAGUGUGGUUACUUCAUGUGACGCAUUGUCACAAGAACUCGUUUACCACGUAGUACUGUGUUAAAUUAGACAACUGAAUUAUUUUUUUACAAAUAUUAAAAUUAACAUUUAUUUCAGUA
This is a messenger RNA of Diachasma alloeum, 1851 nucleotides long. Its product is annotated as cytochrome P450 6A1. Gene Ontology annotation, molecular function: oxidoreductase activity, acting on paired donors, with incorporation or reduction of molecular oxygen; monooxygenase activity; iron ion binding. The coding region runs from base 103 to 1638 and encodes 511 amino acids. The transcript is spliced from 3 exons. The record is from RefSeq and is a predicted model, not a curated record. NCBI's taxonomy places the organism in Eukaryota, Metazoa, Arthropoda, Insecta, Hymenoptera, Braconidae.